Messenger RNA from Conger conger (European conger), 5232 nucleotides. RefSeq names its product transient receptor potential cation channel, subfamily A, member 1b (gene trpa1b). Lineage: Eukaryota; Metazoa; Chordata; Actinopteri; Anguilliformes; Congridae. The transcript has 29 exons. Gene Ontology annotation, cellular component: membrane. The record is from RefSeq and is a predicted model, not a curated record. Bases 48 to 3458 code for a protein of 1136 amino acids. Gene Ontology annotation, molecular function: monoatomic ion channel activity; protein binding. Gene Ontology annotation, biological process: transmembrane transport; monoatomic ion transport.
AUUGUACUCAGCAUGAAACAUACUGCAGUAAUUCACUCUGGCAUUGAAUGAAUCGACAUCGGGGAAAAGGCUUAAUUCAACUCCCGGGAACAAUGAUGCAUAGCAACAUCUAUGAGUGUGUAAUAGAUGAGGACGACACAACUCAGGCAUCCAAAAACGUGUUCGACUGGGCUCAACAAGACAAUGUGGAAUCGCUGGAGAGCCUCUUCCACAGGCAGCCAGAAUGCCUGAGCAUCCGAGACAGCAGCGAUGCCAGCCUCCUGCACCACGCUACAUCAGGCGGUAGCCUCCUCGUCAUGAGGCUGAUCGUCAACAUGGCUGGCACCAAGGAACUAAAUGUCACUGAUGACGAGGGUAACACCCCCCUUCACUGGGCAGUGCAGAGGAACCACAGGCAGAGCUGCGCAACCCUCAUGGAGCUGGGAGCGGAUCCCAACAUCCUGAACAGAGCCACCAUGUCCCCUCUGCACCUGGCCACCACCCUCGGCCACAACGACCUCGUUACCCUGUUACUGUCUCACAGCAGGACAAACGCAGACCUGAAAGGUGACCUGGGGAAUACUGCGAUAAUGAUGGCCUGUUCUACUGAUAACUGUGAGGCACUUUGCAUACUGCUAAAGCACGGGGCGAAGAUGUGUCAACAGAACAAGCUGGGGCACUUUGCCAUCCAUGCAGCUGCGUUUGCAGGUGCAGAGAAAGCCAUGGAGUUUAUACUGAACACGGGGGAGGAGCAUGGUCAUUCAGCUGAGAAGCAUAUUAAUUACCUGGACAAGUCCAAAAGCAGUCCUCUUCACCUGGCUGUUCAAGGAGGGAAUAUAGAAACAAUCAAAUACUGCAUUCUAAAAGGAGCAAAAAUUGAUCAAAAACAGUGUGACAAGUCCACGGCCCUCCACUUUGCUUGUACUCAAGGGGCCACCGAGGCUGUCAAGCUGAUGAUUUCAGUUUACAACAGAGUGGAGGACAUCAUCAAUAUCACUGACGGAGCUCACCAGACCCCACUUCACAAGGCAACAAUAUUUGAUCAUGUUGAAUUGGUUGAAUACCUCAUAUCAAAGGGUGCAGAUAUCAACCACAUUGACUGUAAAGGGCACUCCCCACUACUUCGCGCUACAAGCUGUGGGGCAUGGAGAUCUGUGGAAGUUCUGUUGUCGAAAGGAGCAAAUCUAAAGAUAAAGGACAAAACAGGUCGCAACUUCCUCCACCUUGCUAUUUUGCAGCCAAAAGGUCUGAAAAAUCUUCCGGCGAAUGUUCUAGAGCUGGACAGUGUGAGGGAACUCCUGAGCGAUGUGGACUGUGAAGGCUGCACCCCGCUCCACUAUGCCUGCAGACUGGGCAUUGCUGCAUCAGUCCAAAACAUGCUCGGCCUCAAAGUUUCACCUGGGCGAAAAUCCAAGAAUAAGAAAUCUGCCCUUCAUUUCGCAGCUGAAUACGGGCGAAUAAAAACGUGCCAAAGACUGCUGGAGACAGUAAGUGCCUCCAGGCUGCUGAAUGAAGGGGAUGAGAACGGGAUGACCCCUCUGCACCUGGCGUCUCGGGGCGGAUACAUCAAAGUUGUGGAACUGCUACUCAAGAAAGGAGCCCUACAUAACAGUGAUUAUAAAGGGUGGACGAGUUUACACCAUGCUGCCACUGAAGGAUACACUCAGACCAUGAAAUUCCUCUUGGGUGCAAACAUAAAAUUACUGGACAAAACCGAUGAGGAAGGGAACACAGCUCUGCAUGUGGCUGCAAAAGAAGGGCACACAAGUGCUGUGCGGCUUCUACUGACCAGAGGAGCUGCGUUUACACUCAACAACAAUUAUUCAUCCUUCCUACAUGAGGCUGUGCAUCAUGGGAGACUGGAAGUAGUCAAGGCUGUGAUUGAGAGCGAAAGAUGUGGUCCAGCCUUGCGGAUGUUCGAUCCCAGCUCCUCAAAGCGCUGUGUUAUUAUGGACAUGAUUGAGUUUCUUCCAGAAUCAUUCAAGAAUCUUUUGGACCUGUGUGUGAAAGAAUCAGACCAAGAUGCUAACAGUAAUGAUUACUGGAUUGAAUAUGAUUUCCAGUUUCUUCAGGCUCCACUAAAACUGAAAGAACAUGCUAAGACAGACAAGACUAUUGUCAAGAUUCAGCCUCUUCCAGCACUGAAUAUGAUGGCUCAGUGUAACCGUGUUGAGCUUUUGACUCACCCACUCUGCAAAAGAUAUUUAGGAAUGAAAUGGAAUGCUUAUGGGAGCAAGGCUCAUAUCCUGAACCUGGCCAUCUACUCCCUGGGUCUGCUGCCUCUGUCCUUCCUCAUCGUCAAUAUGAGACCAUACAUAUCCAUCAACGGCACAUCUGUCAACAUGGUGGACACAGCUUCAGAUGAGGAUUUUAAUCAUAGUGACCCCAGAGCUGUCUCACAACCCAUGUCCUACUUCAAGUAUGGGUAUCAUAACACAAUCUGCAUGUUCCUGGUAUUGGCCAUGAAUUUGUAUGCAGUUGGAAAGGAGAUUGUACAGAUCGUGCAGCAGCGCUCAAGUUACUUCCGAGACAUCUCAAAUGGUUUGGACUGGGUGUCUGCCGUGUCUUCCAUUCUCUUUGUGGUCCCUCUGCUGGUGAAUGCGGAUGGAAACCUGCACUGGCAAGCUGGUGCCUAUGCAGUUUUAGUUUCUUGGAUUAACUUUCUACUCUAUCUGCAAAGGUUUGAGCACUUUGGAAUCUAUGUGGUGAUGUUCGGAGAGAUCAUGCGGACUCUUGUCAGCAUCAUUUCGCUGUUCUUCUUCUUGAUGCUGGCAUUCACUUUGGGCUUCUAUGCUCUCAUGAUUAACCAGGAAAAAUUUGGUCGACUGGAAAUCUCACUGAUGCAGACUUUUGUCAUGAUGGUCGGAGAGUUGAAUUAUCAAGAAAAUUUCCUUAAUCCCUACCUAAAGGGCAAACUUCCUUUCCCUCAGUUGACAUUUUUUAUUUUAGUUUGGUUUGUCCUUCUCAUGCCAAUUCUUCUCAUGAACUUGCUGAUUGGUUUAGCUGUUGGUGACAUUGCUGAGGUGCAGAAGAAUGCUACUCUAAAGAGGAUUGCAAUGCAGAUUGAGCUUCAUACUAAUCUGGAAGAGAAGCUGCCAUACUGGUUCAUGAAACGGGUGGACCAGACCAAGAUAAUAGAAUACCCAAACAGAAAAUGCAGAACGAGGGCCAACUUUCUCCAUUUAUGUCUGGCCUCGGAGGAACAGAGUGUGGUCCGUACCCACCUGAGGACUGACGCCAACCUGCUUACUCCAGUGGAAUAUGAGCUGCACAAACAGAAGUACAGAUUAAAGGAAAUGGCCAGUGUCCUAGAGAAGCAGCACAACCUUUUGAAGCUGAUCAUUCAGAAGAUGGAGAUCCAUACGGAGGCCGAAGAUGAGGUAGAUGGCCCAGAGCUGUUUCAGUGCCGCUUCGGGAAGCAGCUCAGCAAAAGGAGCCACUGGCUUCCUCUGGUGAAGGCGGUGGUGAAAAAGGAAUAAAGUCACCACGCUUCACCCAACUCACACAACAUAGCUUCUCCACAAUGUACCGUCACAUCAGCCACCAGUCUCUCCACUGGUUGUGCUUGUCUGUGUGUUUUAGUAAUGGCCUACUUUGGACACGCCUUCUCUGUUGCCAUGUUUGUGCUUUGUGCUGUAUCUAUUCUAUGCUACUUCGACUGAGAGUCUUGAGUUACCAUCAGCAUAGGGUACAAAAUGUCUAUGCUCUACAGAGCUAGAGCGUGUACAUUAUUAAUUUAUUUUUAGAGACAUACAGAAGCUCUGCGCCCUGGGACCUGGGCCCUGGUUCUAAUUACAGCGUGCUUUGCUCUUUAGGAACGAUUUGUUUUUAUUUGAGAUCUGAACACUAUAUUGUUAAAGCAGAUCAAGGGAUGUUCCAAGACAAGUAAACACGGAAGAUGAAAAAGAAGGUUUGGAUGCUGUCACUGACUUUGGGCCAUUAGUGGCACUUUGCUCCAGUAACAGCCAACGGGUUGGACUCACUCCUUGCAAAUGCACUUAUGGUGCACUAAUGUUUUCAGGAACCAUGAUAACCAAUCUAUAAUUUAUCUGUUAAGUGGGAAUUGCUGACAGUAGAAAAGCACAGAAAGUGAAAAGAAACUGGAGUCCACCAGAUAUAAGUGCAUUUAAAACAUUUGUCUCACAUAAGAUUUACAAGCAUAACAAGCGACCUUGAUUAUGUGAUUCUUUUUUAUUCCUCUUUUAUUUAUUCAUUACUGUGAACCACAUUUCAUUGAAGUUGAUCAUUGAAUGUUACUUAUUUUAAAUAUUUAAAUUAUUUAAUUGAAAUUGAGUAUGCCCAUAUAUUAUGAAAAAUACACUUGUUUACAGAAAUUACUUAAAUUUUGCAGCUCACCAGCUCACUGGUUAAUUCAAAUCAAAUGCCUUCAGUAGAUUUUAGGAUAGUUUUAAGCAUUUUUUAUUAGCUGCAUUAUAUAACACUUUAAAAACUAACCUUUUUAGCUUAAAGUUUUUCAUUCAGGUUUGCUUUGAUUGCUUGGCUUUAAUUGUCAAGAAAUUAUGAAUUAAUGGGCAAACUGCUGCUAACUGCUACAUUUUGCAUUCUGAUGAACAUCAGCUUUUCUGCUUCACUUCAUGUUCUUGUUGAUUACCUACCCUCUCUGGACAGGUAUGAGUGAGACAGGCAAUUGAAUAUAUAGUGUGUUGUUUCUGUCUGUGGAAGCUACUUGCAUUUGAAUAUGACUCAAAUAGAUCAUAAAACUUGCAUAGUUUUAGCUUUCAUUGAUCAUUGACAUUUAUUCCAUCACAUUUUUCUUACAUACAGAGCUUAAUUACAACUAUCUUGUGGUCUCUGUUCAGUAGCUCUAUAUCACAUUCUGUGUGAUGACAAUGCCAGAUAUUUCAAAUACGUAGACUAAGAUUCUAUUCAAAUCAAAUGGUGAAAUGGACAAGGCAUUAAGCCGCUGUUGUUUUCUGCUUCCAAAUGCCUCAUGGGAAAUAUCUACACAGUGUCUUAAAUGUAUGCACCUUCAACCUGUCGUUACUGUAGCUGUUACCAGUUUCUAAUUUCUGUAACACCUGCUUAGAUUGCACCUUUUCACAUAAGGUUAUCAUAAUCAUAAAUGCCUUAACACUUCUAUAUUAGUACCUCUCAAUUCAUAUUUCUUAAAAGUGCUAAAAUGUACUGACUGCUUCUCAUGAAAAGCACAUUCUUGUAUUCACAAUAUACUCAGAUACUCUAAAGUAAUGUAUUCUGUGAACCUUACAGUUCAUUAAAAACUUGUCAAUUUGA